AUGGCUUCCCUCCAACCCCAACAACCAUUUCGCUUCCUUGACCUCCCUGGAGAGCUUCGCAACACCGUAUACGACCUCCUGCUCUGCUCCUGGAAUGAUGAUACCGAGCAAGACCCAAACAUGAGCACCAAGUUCAGCCGGCGCAGCCCUAGUAGCCCAUCGACAGCCCUCCUCCGCGCCAACAAACAAAUCCAUGCGGAAGCAUCCGACUACAUGAUCAAGCGUAAUCAGUUUGUCCGCAUCACCUGUCGAGGUCUAGAGGUGCGGAGACUUUUCCUAGGCGAAGGGACUCCCGUCAUCACGACCGACGCGUGCGAAGUGAGCCUGUUCAACGGCUACGUUAUGCACAUGACACUUUCCAAGCCCGCCUACAUACCUUCAGCUUUCCAAUUCUCCGAGUUCGAAAUAAUGAUGCUUCGAUCUGAUCUGCCCAAAUUAUGCGAGCAGCUCGACAUUGAGAGCGUCAUGGCAGACGCCAACUUGACCACAAGCGAGCAUACAUCCAUUCAUGCGACCAUUAGGCUGAAUUAUGCUCAAGCCCGUCACCUCACCCCGAAGUUCCAGGAACGGCUUCUGGAACCCAUUGCAACCUCGCUACGUGGCGUUCCGGUUGUCAACUUUAUGGGACCCGUUGAUUCCGCUCUAGCAGAGAAUGUCAAGAGCGCCGUUGCAAAGCCCCGAUGGACAGAACCCGACGCGACCAUUGAAGAGAUCGGCACCGGUGUAGACGUUGGCAAGCGCCAAUGGCAGCAGAACAACUACUACGCCGCCUCCGAAUCGUGGGCAUACGCUCUGCGCACCCUCGAGCGCAUGCGUCACAGCUCAUCCUGGCUCGGACUCCAAAAAGCCGGCGGUGAAGAUUUCGUUAACAAGAUCGCCGAUCUCUAUUUUACCCUCAACCUUUUCCACGCCCAGUUCCUGCAAGUCGACAUGGCAAACGACCAAUCACAGGGCCCCCUCCUUCAGCGCAACGGCCGCGCUGCAAUUGAGCACCUGCGCAAAUGCGAGACGGCUAGUGCACGUUUUGCGCAGCAUGCCGGUGCUACUUGGACACCCAGCAACCAGCAGUCGGCCAGGAUGCUAUACCGCCACGCGAGGUGUUUGAGGCUGAUGCGUCAGACUGCAAGCAGUGUCAGGGCUGUAACUUUGAUCGAAGAAGCGGCAGCGCUGGCUCCUACAGACCUUUGCUAUCCAGGACGAGAAGUAUGCUGUGCUGGCGUGGGAGGCUGA
Messenger RNA from Pyrenophora tritici-repentis Pt-1C-BFP, 1230 nucleotides. RefSeq lists its product as uncharacterized. The record is from RefSeq and is a predicted model, not a curated record. Lineage: Eukaryota; Fungi; Ascomycota; Dothideomycetes; Pleosporales; Pleosporaceae.